AUAGGAAAGCUGGAACACCAAGACCAUNUCUCCGUCGUACCUUUCGCCGUUUGUCUCACGGCGGUUUUCUUCCUCCGUGAAAUACCUCCGGCUAGUACCUCCGCAGAGGACAACGAAGAGUCUAAAUACUUCGCCGUGUUUAACAUCGUCGCUGUUGUUGUUGCUGUGUACCUUCAGUCUUACGAUAUCUUGGGAAUCAAAACCGGAGUUGUCGCUAUUGCAUUCGCCUCGGUUCUUCUCAUCCUCUUAGCUUCUCCUAUCGCCGUCCCUUUCCACGCUUAUAUCCGUAGCAAAGAUAAAGAUGAACAAGACGUAGAAGGACGAGUCGAUGAACCGUUACUGAGAUCAGGAUCCGAGAUUGUAGUGGAGGAAACUCUCGUAGGUGCCGCAGCGGCGGCGGAUAACGAGUUGCCACCGUCUCUUAAGCCGUUAAAAGAUGAGGAGGAAGAGAAUCAUGGAAACGUGGUGACGACUGAGAAGAAAAGACCGGUUCUUGGAGAAGAACACACCAUCAUGGAAGCCAUGUUGAGUGUUGACUUUUGGGUUUUGUUUGUGUCCUUCUUGUGUGGAGUAGGUACUGGUUUAGCAGUGAUGAACAAUAUGGGUCAGAUCGGGCUUGCGCUUGGUUACACGGAUGUUUCCAAGUUUGUCUCCAUGAUUAGUAUUUGGGGAUUCUUUGGUCGGAUUCUCUCCGGUACCAUCUCCGAGCACUUCAUCAAGAAAGCUGGAACACCAAGACCAUUAUGGAAUGCAGCAGCUCAGAUUAUCAUGGCCGUAGGAUAUUUACUGAUGGCUUUAGCAAUGCCCGGUUCACUCUACAUCGGUUCAAUGGUGGUUGGGGUUUGUUACGGAGUCCGGUUAGCCAUAACCGUGCCAACAGCCUCAGAACUCUUCGGUCUCAAAUACUAUGGACUCAUCUACAACAUCCUUAUACUCAAUAUGCCUCUAGGAUCGUUCCUGUUCUCGGGUCUACUCGCUGGUUUACUCUACGAUGCUGAAGCCACACCGACUCCUGGUGGAGGCAACACGUGUGUAGGAGCUCAUUGUUUCCGUAUGGUCUUCCUUGUAAUGGCGUUUGCUUCCAUUAUUGGGAUCGGUCUUGACCUUUUGCUUGCGUAUAGAACGAAGGAGAUCUAUGCCAAGAUUCAUGCAAGCAAGAAGGCUAAGAAAUCUAGUGGUAAUCUCCGAUGAGAGUUUUAAGCUGAAACCGGAUUUGCUUUUGGUUAUAAUCAUUUUUUUUUUUUUGGGAGGGGGAUGUUAGUUCUAUAGUACGGUGUAAAUUUUGUUUUGUGAAAGCUUUUAAUGUUCAGUAUAAUUAGAAGCGGUGAUUGUACAUUUGUACACUUAUGCUUAAGAAGUGUUUGAAGCAGUUGUUUGGUGUAAGUUCAGAUAAUGGGGAUCUAUACUUAAUGUUGCUCAUUUAUUGGAGAGUUGCAUAUUCUCAUUCUCA
This is a messenger RNA of Camelina sativa (false flax), 1450 nucleotides long. Lineage: Eukaryota; Viridiplantae; Streptophyta; Magnoliopsida; Brassicales; Brassicaceae. The record is from RefSeq and is a predicted model, not a curated record.